This is a messenger RNA of Lachancea dasiensis, 1089 nucleotides long. Lineage: Eukaryota; Fungi; Ascomycota; Saccharomycetes; Saccharomycetales; Saccharomycetaceae. The record is from the annotation of a GenBank genome assembly.
AUGCUAGAAAUAAACUCCCCACGCCCAGAGCAUGCGCAAUUGGGGUGCACUGGUGUGCACCCCAAGGCCGCAGCCUCUGGACUUUUGACAGCCCUUCACCACCAGGUGUUGAAUGCCACGACAAGGUCGAGAAAUGGCCACGACGUGGGCAGCAUUGACGCGGCCGUAUUGGAACCGGGUGAGGCGCAUCUGAUUCCGUCGCCGCCGCUUUCGCCCAAGCUAGGAGCUGAGGACCGGCUUAAAAAGCGAGUUCCUACCUUGCCGUUCCAAUUGCCACCCUCGACGUCCGAAUCAAUGGUUGUGAAGGCCGUCUGUAGUCCGCAGACCUCUGUUAGGAGCCACCGCGUGGCGCUCGUUGGGUUUCUGUCGCAAUACCGGUGCCUUGAUCUCUCGCAGGCUCGCAACAAGCGAUUCAGCCACAACAGCAACAAUGGUGGCCAUAACAAGAGCCUGCGCCGCACCACCGCUCGCAAUUACACGUACUCAUCGGCCACUGGCGGGAACUCGAACUCGGAUUUUGAAAGGACGUAUCGUACCAGACGGGUUACUGGGCGCGUUGACAGCCAUUCUCAAAGCUCGGGUGCUCAACAUCGCGCAGUUCGGCCAGCCGAGUUUUCACCCGAUCACACCCCAAUUUCAAGGCCCUCCACCCCGUCGAGUCGACACCGCAAGCCUGUAUCAGUCUCCUCUCCCUUGGCCUCUGCAGCAGCCGUUUCCGCUCCAAAUAUGAGCUGGGAACGUUUGCCAGAUUUCAGUCCUCCAUUGUCCUCUUUGCCUGACAACAAUAAGUGUUUGAAAGUGGAAUGGAAGGGCUCAUCGAUGGACCUAUCCGGCGAUCCUUUAAAGGAAUAUCUGCAUUCUGCUGAGUUGCAGCUCGCACAAAUAUUGAGAUUGCCUUGCGACUUGUACUUGGACUCGAAACGUAGACUUUUCCUGGAGAAAAUGCAUCGUUUGAAGCAAAACCUUCCAUUUAGAAGGACAGAUGCUCAAAAAGCGUGUCGGAUUGAUGUCAACAAAGCUUCCAGGCUUUUUGCAGCCUUUGAAAAGAUCGGUUGGUUAGAAGACGAAAACUUCACGAGAUUUUUGUAG